AUGCGUUCGCUUGCAUCCCUCCUCAAUGCCGGCCUGCUUGGCCUGCUGCUGCCCCAGCUCGCUGUCGCAGCACCGGCCGAUGACUUCAUGGCGGCGCUGAACUCACGCGCGGAUAGGGCCCCGUUGCUCCACCGCGACUUCCCGGACCCGUCCAUCAUCCAGGACACGGCAGGGGACGGGACGUGGUACGCGGUGGCCACGGCGUCGGGCAACAAGCAGGUGCAGGUGGCCAGCGCGCCGAAGCCCGAGGGGCCCUGGACCUACCUCGACCGGGACCUGCUGCCGGACCCGGGCCCGUGGACGACGGGCAAGAACACGUGGGCGCCGGACCUGCGGGUGCUGGGCAAGAACAAGUACGUGCUAUACUACUCGGGCAAGACCAAGCGGCACUGCGUCGGCGCGGCCACGGCCACGAGCAUCCUGGGCCCUUACACGCCGCAGGCCCAGCCGAUCGCCUGCCCGGAGGACAAGGGCGGCGCCAUCGACCCGUCGGGCAUCAACGACGACCGCAACGGCCGGCGGUACAUCACGUACAAGGUGGACGGCAGCGCGAUCGGCACGGGCGGCGAGUGCGGCAACGGCGACGAGCCCAUCGUGCCGACGCCGCUGAUGCUGCAGGAGGUCUCGACGGCCGACGGCUUCACCAAGAUCGGCGCGCCGGUGCAGCUGCUGGACCGGAUCGCCGAGGACGGCCCGCUGAUCGAGGCGCCGCAGAUCGUGCGCGUCGCCGACGGCACCUACAUCCUCUUCUACAGCAGCCACUGCUUCAACUCGGCCAACUACGACGUGAAAUACGCGACGGCGGCGGACAUCAGGGGCCCCUACAAGCGCGCGGGCACGCUGCUCAAGACGGGCUCGCUGGGCAUGAGCAGCCCCGGCGGCGGGACGAGCAUCGUCGGCGGCGGCUACAUGGUGCUGCACGCCAACUGCGACGCCGGCGGGAGCGGCCGGUGCAUGUACGGCGUCAAGUGGACGUGGAGCAAUGGCAAGAUCACGGUCAGCUAG
Thyridium curvatum is the source of this 1005-nucleotide messenger RNA. RefSeq lists its product as uncharacterized. The record is from RefSeq and is a predicted model, not a curated record. The coding region runs from base 1 to 1005 and encodes 334 amino acids. Gene Ontology annotation, molecular function: hydrolase activity, hydrolyzing O-glycosyl compounds. Gene Ontology annotation, biological process: carbohydrate metabolic process. The transcript has a single exon. Lineage: Eukaryota; Fungi; Ascomycota; Sordariomycetes; Thyridiales; Thyridiaceae.